AUGGCGGCGACCGGGGAGCCGGGGUCGCCCCGCGAGGCCCCUGCGGGGGAGCCCGCGCCGCCCGCGGCCUGCCGCUUCUUCCUGGAGGGCCGCUGCCGCUUCGGGGCCCGCUGCCGCCAGCCCCACCCCGGGGCGCCGGCGCCGGCGCCGGCCGCGGCGAGCCGCGGGGCCGAGGCCGCGGCGGACGCCGAAGCCGGGGCCAAGAAGCCGCCGCUGCGCACGGCCGAGGCCGUCAUCCAGCGCAUCCGCUGGGACCCGCGCCUGGACCCCGCCGACUUCACGGUGGGCUACGUCGACCGCUUCCUGGGCGUGCGCGAGGAGCCCUUCGGCGCCUUCUGCUGGGACGAGCCGCUGGCGGCGCUCGGGCCGGGCGUGCUGGCCGUGCCGCGGCACCGCGUGCGCUUCUUCCGCCACCGCGGCCGCCUGGUGUGGGACCGCGCCUCGCGCACCGACCUGGUCUUCGGCUCGGGCUCGGCCGCCGGCCGCGGGCCCACCAUCCUGGACGUGCUGGACCGCGGGGGGGGCGCGCCCGGGACGGCGGAGGCCCACGGCGGCGGGGCUGGGGCGGAGGGCGCGCCCCGCACCGACGAGGCGCAGGACGGCGGGGGCGCGCGGGCAGGCGCCGGAGCCGGAGGAUCGCGAGAGCCGGCGCGUGAGGAGCUCGGAACAGCCCCGGCCCAGAAAGGCGGAGGCCCCGAAGCCGGGUUCAUGGCGUGGCUGGCGACGAAAUCCCCGGAGCAUGAGCUGAGCGGGGCCGGAGGCCAGACUUUCGGGGGGACACAGCCAGAACGGGCGCGGGCUGUCGCGGCCAUCAGGGCUGAAGAGCCAAGGGCCGAGGCCCCAGGGUGGCCCGCGGGCGAAGGCCCCGCAACGGAGUGGGGUCUCGAGAGCUCCGUGAGCCGGGCCUCCGCCCCUCGGCAGCCCCGGCCCUCGCACUUCGUGGCGCUGAUGGUGACCGACCCUGACCUGCAGGCAGCAGUGGCCAGGGCCCAGGAAGAGCUGGUCCGAGCCUCGCCGGCCUGCGAGGCAUUCAACGUGCCCCCGCAGGCCCUGCACCUGACGCUGGCCCUGCUCCGCCUGGCCGGCCCUGGGGAGGUGGAGGCUGCGGUGGGUGCCCUCAGACGGGUGGUACCGGGGCUUCAGGCACCCCAGAGGCUGAGCUUUAGGAACCUGGAGCUCCUGAAUCCCCACGUUCUCUGUGCCCCACCUUCCCCCUCCCUGCAGAGCAUGGCCCAGGAACUGAGCCAGAGACUGGAGGCCCAGGGCCUGAGAGUGCUACAGCCCCCAGAAGGGCUGCAUCCCCACCUCACCCUGGCCAAGGUGCCCCAGGGCUCCCCAGUAUGCCUCCCCAAGCCCGAGCUCAGCCCCAGGCAGGAGCUGGGCAACCAGCCCCUGGGGAAACUCUGGCUGUGCCGCGUGGGGAGGGCAGGCGACACAUACGAGCCAGUGGCAGAGAUCCCCCUGGAGGGAUAGUCCAGACCCCACGGGACACCUGUUGGCUCUCAACCCCCACAGAACACAGGACCGGGACCCAAAGGAGGCCCAGGCCAAGCAGCGGGACAAGUGUGCUCUCUCUCACUCUCUCUUUAAUUUUGGUUUCUCUCAAGCUUCAAAUGGUGCUCAGAGCUCCAAGGAAAAGAAUGAAGAAGGAAAGGGGGGAGGAGGGGAGGGGGCAGAGGAGAAACAUCUGGAAAAAAAGCAGCCUGACAGUCCAGCUGUUUGCAAACGCAUUGCACGCCCUCCAGUUACAUGGCAGAAGAGGGAGGGAGGGAGGGCCGAAAAGAAAAGGGGAGGAAGAAGAAAAAAUAACUGAAAUAAACACACACAAAAAGAAAAGAGAAGGAAACAUGACGUGAGCUGGUGAUCCAUGGAGG
Molecule: messenger RNA, 1874 nt
Organism: Talpa occidentalis (Iberian mole)
Lineage: Eukaryota; Metazoa; Chordata; Mammalia; Eulipotyphla; Talpidae
Gene: LENG9
Product: leukocyte receptor cluster member 9
Exons: 1
Coding region: 1-1473 (490 amino acids)
Molecular function (GO): metal ion binding
Source: RefSeq, a predicted model, not a curated record